CUCAGAGGAAGAGUUCCUUAACAAUACCAUCAUCAAGCUGAGUUGACUUUAUCUCCACACUAUGCAACCAUGUGGCUUCUUGAUACUGCUACUUUUGAGCUCAAAGCGUUUCACAGCUCAGCUGGCGUCAAAUAUGCGAUCCUCUCACACACGUGGGGAGGCGACGAUGACGAGGUCACUUUCUAUGACAUGGCACACCUUCCGUGCUACCAAGAAAAACCUGGUUGGCAGAAAAUUGAGAAAACAUGCGAGCUUGCAAGAAGGAUGCAGUUGCAGUACGCCUGGAUAGACACGUGCUGCAUCGACAAGACGAGCAGCGCGGAAUUAAGCGAGGCAAUAAAUUCCAUGUUCUCUUGGUAUCGAGAUUCAUGGAUCUGCUUUGUCUAUCUAUCCACAUACGUGGAUGAAUCGCCGACGGCCCCCCCUAUCCGCAAUGCCUCCAUGGCCCAGGAACUGGCUAGAUAUAAGUGGUUUCAGAGAGGCUGGACGCUCCAAGAGCUGAUAGCACCAUCAAAGGUUACUUUCUUAGACCGAAGCUGGGAGCCAAUAGGAACGAAAAAGACUUUAUGUGACACUCUAGCAGAGGUUACGGGUAUUGACUCUGUGGUUUUGAGAAGUGUGGAGGCGCUGUCAACCAUCCAUGUUGGAAGGAAAUUCUCGUGGGCUGCGCAUCGCAGCACGAAGAGGGUUGAGGAUCUUGCCUACUGUCUCCUUGGAAUCUUUGAUGUCAAUAUGCCUCUGCUGUAUGGGGAAGGGCCUAAGGCCUUCAUUCGGUUACAAGAGGAGAUUAUCCGCUCAACGAACGACCUCACUUUGUUUGCUUGGCAGCAAGAUACCUCUUCUUCGGGACAGAAUGGACAGCUUCGUGCUAUCUUGGCUCAUUCCCCAAGCGAAUUCCGAUAUUGCGGCAAAUUACUAACCCUCGAAGAGAAGUUAGACGUUGAGACAGAGUUUACCUUGACUAAUAGAGGACUCCGGUUCGACAGGCAUCUUGGCGUGGCUAAUACGAAACCAAGCGACUUAUUGUCAGAUAAUGACCUAGUCCUGGGAUUAGAUUGCUUGGAACGGAGCGAACGCACAGAAAAUGUCCCUAGAUGGGUUGGAAUUUAUCUACGCAAAAUUGGAUCCACAUAUGUCCGGGUCAUGCCUGACAACCUCCAUUACUCAACAUCAAGAGUUUCGCGCCUCAAUCUAGCGAUGAAACAAGUCGCUUACACCGCAACCUCUUUGUCCGACUUGGACAUGGAAGUUAUACAUGAGAAUCGAACUGUGAGUAUUUUCUACCACAGUACUCUUCAUGCUGUCAUCCCGUACGAUUUUCGGGCAAACCUAUCUGGUAGCCGCAUUUCAUAUGGUUCUAUGUAUUACAUAGACAGCUUUGCAUCUCGCGGCUUGCGUAGCUGCAUGUUUUUGCAUCUAUUCAUGAUUAAAGUUGGGAAGCCGCUGCAAGAGUAUCGUUUUGCUCUUGUAUGCGGUCUUCAAGGCCGAACGAAGUUUGAGCGUAUUGAACAGAGCCCGUGGGUUCAUUUAUGUGCCGAGGCGGAGUUCUCACAUUUGCCAAAUCAUCCAAUUUGCAAACUGGGUGCCUUCAAACAGGCCACAAACGAGGAUAACGGGAUGACUUUUGAGGAAAGGACAGGUAUUUUCCGAGACUAUAUCUUUGAGAACUAUUUGGAUAGCACGGGCCAACUAAGUCAGAGCUCAAUGUGCAAAAGCCUUUCCAUCGAAGAUCACGAGAUAUCCGUUCGUGUUGAUCAUGCUUCAGAGCACAGUUGGUCAGAGUGCAGUUCUAGAUAUACCUACAUUAUUAGGUUGUCUUAUAGUAAAUGUCUUAAAAAGACUUAAUGAGAUUUCAAGUAUAU
Fusarium redolens is the source of this 1862-nucleotide messenger RNA. RefSeq names its product heterokaryon incompatibility protein-domain-containing protein. Lineage: Eukaryota; Fungi; Ascomycota; Sordariomycetes; Hypocreales; Nectriaceae. The record is from RefSeq and is a predicted model, not a curated record. The transcript has a single exon. The coding region runs from base 70 to 1845 and encodes 591 amino acids.